Molecule: messenger RNA, 1308 nt
Organism: Striga asiatica
Lineage: Eukaryota; Viridiplantae; Streptophyta; Magnoliopsida; Lamiales; Orobanchaceae
Source: the annotation of a GenBank genome assembly
AAAAAAAGAAAUAAAAGAAUAACAAGAGGGCCACAAAGCAUAUAUUCCCUUGAAGACAUAACCCCACUUUAUGUUUCCAUAUAUAGAGUGAUAUCAUUAGACAGUCUUGCCAUCUCCAAACUACAAAGUAGAAUCAUAGACUGCCAAAUUCCUAAGUAACCAUUGAAAAAAAAAAAAGAAGAAAAAAUUACAAUCUCUCAAAUGAUCAAAGCCCUUAACAAUACCACAAUAACAUUCUUCUCAUACAAACAUCAAUGGCUUUUUAUGAUGUCAAUAGUAAAGAACUGAAACUGGUUUUGUCAGGAGAUGCAAAACCCAGGCUCAAAUGGACUCAAGAACUUCACCACAAAUUCGUAAAAGCCGUCGAUCAACUCGGAGGACCGGAGAAGGCAACACCAAAAUCAUUGAAGAAGGUGAUAGGCAUUAAUGGGCUCACUUUGUAUCAUCUCAAGAGCCAUUUACAAAAAUAUAGAACAGGAAAGAGUCAACAAAUGCAAACACACCACCAAACUAAGGAAAAAGAAGAUGGAGAAAAACAGAGGAAUCGCUCGACUGGCGAGAGUUUUGACGGAUCCAAAGAGCACGUUAACGAAAACUUACAGAUUACUCGAGCUCUACAAAUCCAAAUGGAGGUGCAGAGGCAACUGCAUGAACAAAUCGAGGUGCAAAAGCAUUUGCAGCUAAGGAUUGAAGCUCAAGGAAAAUACCUACAAUCAGUUUUACUAAAGGCACAAGAAACCCUCACACAAUACAGUUCUUGCUCGAUUGAGGCCGAGCAAGCAAAAGCUCGACUUUCCCGAUUAAGGUCGAUGGUUGAAUCCGAAUGCACAAGUGGGUCUUUUUCUGUAUUAACACAGAGUGAAGAAGAAUGCUCAAUAUCCGAAUACGAAAAGGAAAAAUACAAUCUUUUAGGAAAGAAUGGAUCUUUUCUCGAAAAUUCGGUUAAGCCGUGCAAGAACUCGUUGAGGGUCGAAAAUGGAUAUACAGAGGAAGGGCAUCAAAGUUCGAAUGACGGUGAAAAGAUGAAAUCAUUGGACAAUCUUGAUUUGAACCUUUAGUACUAGAAAGAGGAAUGUAUGUUAAUAGUUAGAAAAGGAUGUGUGUGAUGAAACUAUGAAUUUUGUAGAGAAGUUUGUACUUUGUAGUAAUGAAUGGUUUUAUUUCAAAGAAUGGUUGAUGUGCAGGUAUGCCAUGAUGAUCUGAUGCAAAGCUCAAUAUUUCCAACACUACAAAGUUUUCUUGAAAAGAGAUGUUUUAAUUCUGGCAUCUAAUUUCUGAUCUCUAAUGUGAAUGCUCUGAAUGUACAAG